Messenger RNA from Paraphaeosphaeria sporulosa, 917 nucleotides. RefSeq lists its product as uncharacterized. The record is from RefSeq and is a predicted model, not a curated record. The coding region runs from base 308 to 781 and encodes 157 amino acids. NCBI's taxonomy places the organism in Eukaryota, Fungi, Ascomycota, Dothideomycetes, Pleosporales, Didymosphaeriaceae. The transcript has a single exon.
UCUCAACAAUAGGCGCAUGCUUAGACAAGCCUAUACGGCUUGCUCCGCAUACGAGAUCAGUUGUCGUGGACCUAAGUCAAGGAUCUGGGUUUAAGAUGCUCGCCCUAUACAUCCUCACACAUAAAUUAAUAUUACUCUUUGUUUACAUUCCUUCAGCCUCCUCGCCUUAUUCAACGCGAGUCCUUCAACCUCAUCAAGCAUUGUCUUACACGUACAUGGGAGACACUAAUAUGUGUGCGGAAUCCCUCAAGAUUCAGGCGCGAAGACGUGCUUCGUGGGUAGAUGUGCUUUGCAUACUCUCGUUCAUAUGGUAUGUUUGUAUGGUAGGCUUGAUAUCACAACAAUUAAUCUGUUUUCGAAACUAGGCACACUUCCACUUUCAAACCAUCUCCAUAUUCCCUUCCGGAAGAGCACAAACCCCUUGAACACCAUAGCUGCCCAAGAGCUACAAGGCUCCUCAGGUUUCGCAGUCCUGUCUUGUUCCCGAAUCCCAACAUACGCCCCACGACGAUCCCGCCUUUCCCAUUCAGCCCCUUUUCUCUUUCGCUAUCUUUCCUGUGUCGAAAACGUACAGUGUGCGGCGAAAAUCCCCAAAAAGCCAAUCACGUUCCUAGUCCACCUCUCUCUCACCCUAACGCUGAGAAACAACACAAAAAGAGAAAAUCAACAAAAGAAUUGCAUCUUCCGGGAGUCGAACCCGAGCCAAUCGCUGACUUGCCAAUCCGGGAUACGGAAGGCUUGGAAGGCGAUUAUCCUACCGCUGGACCAAAGAUGCUGUUAACUGUUUGAUGGAACUGUGCCAAAUUUUGAUGUCUAUAUAGAUUAGGAUACGAGGGAGGGAUGAAGAAAGACUGCAAGGCAGAGCGAGACAAAGGUGGGGCGAGAUUGAAUAAAUGUGGGUUAAGUGGGGCUCAAGC